AUGACUGGAAUUUUUACUUUGGCCUUGACUCUUUAUGAGAAGGAUGGUGAGGAAUUCUUGACCCAACAACCUUGGAUGGUCCUUUUGGCUUUAGCCCAUUUACCUAAGACUAAGAAAUACCAACCUCGUUUUGACAAAUAUGGGGAUGUGAUCAAGGAAGACGGAAUGUGGAAUGAGAAGCAUCAUCAUGAAGGGAAAUGGUUGGCAACCAUGUCUAGCCCUAAGAGGGACUUGCACUAUGUGGAGCGCAAGGAUGAACCUAGGAGGAAAUCUGUGAAAAUUCCCGCGAUCCCAAAAGAUCAAACCUUUGUACCUAAUGACCAAAUGUACUUCUUAAAUGCCCAAGUACCUUUUUCAUACCCAAAGAAGCGACAUGAGUAUGUGGAAUCUAGUGAUGAGUCCAUACCACCUCUUGGUAGGAGCAAGCAUUACCGUUCUCUUAGCCAAACUCCAAGCUAUGAAUCUUCCAAACAACCUAGCCUAAAAGCCCAUUUCCAUGUUGCAAAAAGGCCCAAAACUCGUUCUCAAACUGCAAAAAGAAAGAGCCCAAAACCCCAAAGCUUCUUCAAGCCAACCUCGUGGGGAUGGAGGACCCAACCAAACUGGAUUAGGGAGUUUGACAAGCUGUUUGAUGCUAUCAAUUGCCCAAGUGAGCUGAGGGUGAACAACGGGGUUUACUACUUGAGGGAGGAAGCUGACUUAUGGUGGGCCCAAAGAAAGGAUGAGUUGCUGAAAAGACCAAGAUUUGGGUGGGAUGAGUUUAAGGAAGCCUUGAGAGAAACGUUUUACCCUUCCUACCUUAGAAAAAAGAAGUGCAUGGAGUUUACUAACCUGAGAAUGGGAAACGUAUCAAUCAGUGAAUACUACAAUAAGUUCAUUGAGUUGAUGAGGUUUGCCCCAGAAGUAGUUCUUACUAAAACCAUCAAAGCUCAGAGAUUUGAACAAGGCCUAACCUUUACCCUUCAAGGGAAGCUAGGGGGAGUGACCUUUGAGACCCUGGAUGAAGUCUAUGGCCGUGCAGCCCAUCUGUAUGGAAUUAAGGGGAGAAAGAUAGAGCAGGUAGGAGAGAAAAGGAAGAACCCGGACUCUUUUCACGGGGGUGAAAAGAGGCACAAGCCCAAUGGGAAUUACCAAGGGAAUUCUAGAGAUAGGAGGGACAACAAGGGAAACUUUGGGAAGGGGUCGUCACAUUCUUUUAUUUCUAAGAAAGUAGUUGGGAGUCUCAGGUUAGAGAGUACCGAGUCAGUUUCUCUAGAUGUGUCUAUUCCGUCUGGGAAAGUGAGGAGUUGUUCGAGAUUGUUUCUGAGUGUGCCUAUUUCCAUCUCUGGGGUAGAGUUUCUGGCCAAUUUGAUCGAGUUUGACUUGAAUGACUUUGAUGUGAUUCUGGGUAUGGAUUGGUUGGGAAAUGUUCAAGAGGUUGAAAGUAAGGAAAAGAAAGGCGAAGAGGGUAUUCCUAUUGCAGAAGAGUUUCAAGAUAUGUUUCCAGAUGAGAUUCCUGGUAUGCCACCAGGAGCUCCUGUAUUGUUUGUGAAGAAGAAAGAUGGAAGCAUGAGGUUGUGUAUAGAUUAUCGAGAGUUGAAUAAGGUGACAGUGAAGAAUAAGUUUCCAUUACCAAGGAUCGAUGAUUUGUUUGACCAGUUGAAGGCAACAGGGACCAAUGCACCUGCAGUGUUCAUGGAUUUGAUGCAUAGGAUUUUCAGGCUAUACUUUGACAAGUUUGUGGUAGUGUUUAUUGAUGAUAUUUUGGUCUAUUCAAUGGAUAAAGAAGAACAUAAGGAGCAUUUGAGACAAGUGUUGUCAUGUUUGAGGGAGCAUCAGUUUAGACCCAAGCAAGAUCGAGCUGUGAGUGAUUGGCCUACCCGAAAGAAUGUAUCGGAUGUAAGGAGUUUCUUGGGUUUAGCUGGCUAUUACAGAAGGUUUGUGAAGGAUUUUUUAAGGAUUUCAAAGCCCAUGACAAGUUUGAUGAAAAAGGAGCAUAAGUUUUUGUGGACUCCAGAGUGUGAGGAGGCGUUUAAGAUCUUGAAAGAAAAGUUAACCACAACACCUGUGCUGGCUUUGCCGGAUGAAAGUGAUCUAUAUGACUUGUAUAGUGAUACAUCGAAGUUGGGAUUAGGAUGUGUGUUGAUGCAAAAUCGAAGAGUGAUUGCUUAUGCCUCAAGGCAUUGGAAGGUUCACGAAGGGAAUUACCCAACCCACAAUUUUGAGUUAGCUUCAAUAGUGUUUUCCGUGAAGAUUUGGAGACAUUACUUGUAUGGGGUGACUUGUAGGAUUUUCACAGACCAUAAGAGUUUGAAGUACAUUUUCACCCAGACGCACUUGAAUGGGAGGCAGAGACGAUGGUUGGAGUGUAUGAGUGAUUAUACAUUAGAUAUUUAG
This is a messenger RNA of Chenopodium quinoa (quinoa), 2376 nucleotides long. RefSeq lists its product as uncharacterized. Lineage: Eukaryota; Viridiplantae; Streptophyta; Magnoliopsida; Caryophyllales; Amaranthaceae. The transcript is spliced from 7 exons. Bases 1 to 2376 code for a protein of 791 amino acids. The record is from RefSeq and is a predicted model, not a curated record.